AUGGUCAUGCGAUCGCGGAGAACAUUUUCUCAACCUUACGCGGACUUUUUCGAUCGCGUAGCACUAAUGGCGUGCCCAGUUUCUGCCUUCAUUCUUUCUACGCGGAUGCGAUCCACUCUACGCAUUGGCGAUGCACUGGGAGCUAACCGUCCGCGAUCGCGUGCCUAUCUUCGCAAACGCGAAGGACUGUUACCUGAUAUUCAACACAUUUCUCCUGUUGAACCAGUCUAUGGACCAGCUAGAAAUCGUGCUGCAUCUCUAUACACAAUUUCUACUAAAGUAGAAGAACUUCUUGAUAAAAAGUUAUCCGGUUUGAAUAUCAAACCCAUUGAUUUAUCAAAUGAGUUUGCUGAUAAAUUAGAUUCUACUUUUGACUAUAAAAAUGAUGUUUUGUCAGAGUUUAAUAAACUCAAAGGAUACCCCAAAAAGAAUAAGUUUGUUAAUAGCAGAUAUGCUGAUAAACCUAGAAUGCAAACUUAUUAUUACAAUCGUCCUACUCCUCAAGAUGUUUUAAUAGAGGAACGUGAUUGGAAUCAGACUAAUACGUCUUACAGUGGUUUUACUGGCCAACUUCGUGGUUGGUGGGACAAUUAUUUGACUGUCGAAGAAAGAGCAAUGGUUAUUAAUGCUCAAGCCACUGACGGAGGAGUUGAUAACUUAGGCAUGGCCCUAGUGGCAAAUAGAGAAGAUGCUGUUUAUACUCUUAUUCUUACUAUAUUAGAACACUUCAACGGUAGAUUUACCAACCAGAAUGAGACUGUCCGUACUCUCCUUAAUGGCCUUAGAUGUAAGACCUUAGGUGAUUUUAGAUGGGAUAAAGACACUUUUAUGAGUAGAGUCAUGGAACUACCAGAAAAUAAGCUUGAUCAUUGGAAAACUAAGUUUAUAGAUGGCCUUCCCUCUUUAUUUGCUGAAAGAGUUAGGAAGAUUUUAAGAGUUAGUUAUGGUGAAAUUCCAUACAGAGACUAUACCUAUGGUAAACAGCUUAAAAUGGAUAAGCUUAAGGAAAGAAAUCAAUUAGGGGACUUUUGCACCCAGUUCGGUUUACCCGGUUUACCCGAGAUUUCUACUCAUAAGAAGAAGAAACAUAAGUAUCAUAGAUACCCCAACCAAGACAGUCCUUAUAGGAGAAAGAGAUCUAGAUAUAGAUCCAAAGAAGAACGAGAAGCUAAGAAAGCCCAUCGUAAGGCUACUAGAUUUACCAAAAAUAGGUCCAAGAGAGAUCUAGCUGACAUUAAGUGUUACAAGUGUGGUAAAUUUGGCCAUAUAGCCCCGAAUUGUAAGCUUCAAAAGUUGAAAACCUUAGGACUAGACGAUGAGUUACGUGAUAAGGUUUAUAGUUUGUUAUACAUUUCUGGAUCAGUUGAAAACUUGAAACGAGAGAUCAAAUCUCUUAAACAAAAUCAAAUGAUUUGUGAUCAUAGGAUUACUCAGAUUGAGAAAAUCAAUUCUCCAGCUGAGAAAUCUAAUGAUAAAAACAAAGGUAUUUCUGAAAAUAAUAAUAUAAAAAAGCAUAUUGUCACUCUGCCUUAUGAAGAUAAUUUCUCUGAGGAUGAUAUUCCUACUAAAUCUCGACCUUGUCAGAUGAACGCGGAAUUAGUGGAAUUCUGCAAAAAAGAGAUUGAUAACUUGUUACAAAAGGGUUUGAUAAAACCCUCAAAAUCUCCUUGGUCUUGCACAACUUUUUAUGUUAAUAACGCAGCUGAAAAGGAAUGUGGUAUUCCUAGAUUAAUUAUCGAGACAAAUGCGUCUAAUAUUGGUUACGGAGGGAUUUUGAAACAGAUAAAUCCCAAUAAUAAGCAUGAAUAUCUGAUUAGAUUCUACUCUGGUAAAUGGUCUGAAGCCCAGAGAAAAUACGCCACUGUGGCACAUGAAAUGAUGGAACCCCCCCGGGGUAGGGGAAGAGGUAGAGGUUGGGGAAGAUCAUCCCCACAGUCCAGAGGAAGAUCAUCACCUUCAGGAUCGUCAUACGGAUCCACAUCAAACUCCCCAAUUAUAAAAAUGGGAAGAAAGAGUUUAACCAAUGAGAGGAUAUCUCUUAGAGAAGAAUCAUCGAUCGGACCAUCCGUCCAUCUGGAAGAUAUUCCAGAAGAUAGUCCGUUAUACGCAUAUUUGCAGGCAUAUUUGACUGCUAAAAAACAAAAAGAUACUUCUGCUAAGCAAAGUGAUACUUUUGCUUCCAUUACAAAAGAUGACAAUGAUGAUAUCAAGUCAUAUGAGAAAAUUCAUAAAUGGACUCCAGAAGUCGGUUUCACCGAAGAACAAGUCCCGUGCUUAUACAGGACCUUUUACAACAACUUUUGGGAUAAACUAAUGAAAAAGGAUUCCAAAAUAAAGACAUUAUAUGGUCAAGAACUCUUGGAUUCCAUCAAAACGAAAAUCCAAGAAUAUUCCAGCAAACCUCAGAAAGAGGUGAUUGAUGACAGCUCAGUACAACAUAUUGCCAGAAAGAUCUCCUUUCAGGAAGGAGAUAAAGAAGAAAUGAUUAACAACUACUUGGAAGAAGUCAAAAGAAAUUUACUUCGUUCCAUUAAUCAAUAUGAAAAAUCAGACACUUCUAUGCAGAGUGAAACCAGCAACGAUGAUAUCGCUGAAUAUUCUCAACCCUUUGAAUCAGAGAAAACACUACCUGAUGAAGAUUUGCAGAAUGCGGAAGAAUUUCUCCGCAAAAUGAAAGAAUCAGACAAAAGACCAGCAUAG
This is a messenger RNA of Nicotiana tabacum (common tobacco), 2700 nucleotides long. Lineage: Eukaryota; Viridiplantae; Streptophyta; Magnoliopsida; Solanales; Solanaceae. The record is from RefSeq and is a predicted model, not a curated record.